Molecule: messenger RNA, 181 nt
Organism: Moneuplotes crassus
Lineage: Eukaryota; Ciliophora; Spirotrichea; Euplotida; Euplotidae
Source: the annotation of a GenBank genome assembly
AAAUUUUUACUUUACCAUAAUGGGUAAUUGCUGAAGUAACUCGCCUGAUGAGAAGAGCUCGAAUGUAGAGAUGAUAGAUGAGAAUAAGAAAGUUACAGAUGACCUCGACUCUGAUGGUGCAAGAAAAAGAAGAAGAGCAGGAAAGACAAAAAGGAAAGAAAGGAAAGGAGAAAAGAACUAA